AUGCGAUACCUGACAACAGUGCAGGCAAACGCCUCCCCAGCCCGCCCCGGCCGCUCCCGCUGCCGCUCCCGCUCCCGCACAGCCCGCCCCGGCCGCUCCCGCUGCCGCUCCCGCUCCCGCACAGCCCGCCCCGGCCGCUCCCGCUGCCGCUCCCGCUCCCGCACAGCCCGCCCCGGCCGCUCCCGCACCUCCCGCCCCGGCCGGGCGGCUCCGGGCCCGCCCGUCGCGCCGCCGCGGGAGAACCCGCCGCUGCCCGCUCCGCUCCGCCGGCCCCGCGGCUCUGGGGCCGCGCUGGGUCCCGUGGCUUGGCUGCCACGCAACAAGUGCUUUAAGCGGCGCCCGGCGGCCCCGUGGCUGUGCGGGGUCACCUGCGCGCCCCGGCGGAGCGCGGCGCGGCCGACAUGCCGUGGCACCGCGCGGGGCCGCUUCCUCCUUCGCGCCGCGGCGGGCGGGCCGCCUGGGGCCGGAGCUGGGCAGCGCCGCCGGGCCCCGCCGCCGCGCGGGCGGCCGAGGAGCCGCGGAGGCACCGCCGGGGCCCUGCGGGAGCGGAGGCGGGACCGGCAUCGGGACUUGGCGGAGCGCGGAGCUGCCGGCAUCAGCCAGACGUCCUUCCUGGAAGCCGCCCAGCCCCGCGCGGGGAGCCGGGCCCGCGGUUCCCGUCUUGCCAUGGGGAGCAGGGAGCGUUUCCAGCACACGGGCACCAAGAGGAGCGUCGGCCGGGGUCCGGCGGCCGGGGCUGGGGCUGCCGGUGGGCUGUCUGUGGGCCCGGGCAGGACUCGCAGGAGGGAGCUGAAGGACAUCGUCUGGCAGAGGAGCAGGCCCAGCAGCACCGCGCACGUUGCCGCGGCUCACGAGACGCACGACGGCAGCGCUGGCCUGGCAGGGACGGCACAAGAGCGGAAGCCCAAGGAGAACCCCGAGGUGCUGCCCCUUGCCCUGGAUCCCCUGGAGCACCAGUGGCUACUGACGGUGGCGCAGGGCGAUGCAGACAGCAUCAUCAGCCUGCUGGAGCUGGAUCCCAGCCUGCUCACCAGGAGGGACUUUGUGACGGGCUUCACCGCGCUCCACUGGCUCGCCAAGCACGGCCACCACGACCGCUUCAUCCGGGUGGUGUCCCACGCCCAGAAGAAGGGUUAUCCCCUGGACAUCAACAGCCCCACGGCCAGCGGUGGGCUCACCCCUUUGCACCUGGCUGCUCUGCACGGCCACGAGCUGCUCAUCAAAGUGCUGGUGGGAGCCUACGGGGCGGACACCAGCCACAGGGACCACAGCGGGCACAAGGCUUGGCACUACCUGCGGGCAGACACCUCCAGGGAGCUCAAGGAGCUGGCAGGGGCCUUUGACGAGGACUUGAUCCCUCUGGGCUCUCACAACACCAACAACAACUCCAAGUCAUCCCGAGAGCCCAGAGUAGGGCAGGACUGUGUGGACUUUGGGGCCGAUGGGAGAGCCCAGCGCUCCUGGGGCCUGUCGACCCUCCGUGCCUCCGUCAGACGGGUCUUUCCCUUCUUCAGAAACUGAUGAAGCUCCCCUGGACCAUUUGUCUCCCAACGUCAGCUGGAGAGCAGCUGGGAGAGCCCGCAGGGAGCUGGGAACGUGGUGAGGGCUGGCUCUCCAAGUCCAGGUCAGGGGGAACCUUUGGGCACGGCAGCGCCGCGGCCACUCCGGGUCUCAUGAGAUCUUUUGGGGCUGCAACAGAGGGAGCGCGUUUGAGGCCACCACAGCCAUGAGGACAGCUCUUCUAAACAAACACCUGUCCUUGGGUGGGGUUUGUCUGCUGCCCUAGCUGAUGAGGACUCCCUACAGCUGACCUCCUCAUGUACGU
Colius striatus (speckled mousebird) is the source of this 1825-nucleotide messenger RNA. It is a transcript of the gene SOWAHD, whose product is annotated as sosondowah ankyrin repeat domain family member D. The record is from RefSeq and is a predicted model, not a curated record. NCBI's taxonomy places the organism in Eukaryota, Metazoa, Chordata, Aves, Coliiformes, Coliidae. Gene Ontology annotation, molecular function: protein binding.